Molecule: messenger RNA, 5462 nt
Organism: Oncorhynchus masou masou (cherry salmon)
Lineage: Eukaryota; Metazoa; Chordata; Actinopteri; Salmoniformes; Salmonidae
Product: stAR-related lipid transfer protein 9-like
Exons: 11
Coding region: 251-4783 (1510 amino acids)
Source: RefSeq, a predicted model, not a curated record
ACCACAGUCAAACUGCUCACUGAGUCAGGAACUACCACAGUCAAAAUGCUCACUGAGUCAGGAACUACCACAGUCAAAAUGCUCAUCUGAAACUCAGGUAGACAAAUUUCAUAAGACUUGUGUGACCGUCGAUCCUGAUCCUAAAAAUAAACAUCCCAGUGUAAAACACAAAACAUGUCAUGUUGAAAAAUGGCUGAAGACUCAGUGCAAUGUGAGCAACUUUGCCUCUGACAAUACCAAAGAUUGCCAAAUGGCUAAAAAUGAAGAAGGGUCAAGGACUGAUGGACCUCUGGCAAAAUCUCCUGGAACCUUGUUUGACGUACCAAGUAAAAUAAAUAGUAUUGGAUCUUCUCCAUCCCAAAUAACACAUGGAAGUAGUGAUGCUAAUAUGAAGAUAUUGGGUGACAUUUGCAGAGAUAUCAUGUCCAGAGAGGGAAAUACCAAAACAUCUAAUUGCAGGCAAUCUCAUCAGUUCUGUGGCAGUAGUGUUGUUCAUUACAAGAAGGGAAAGUCCAAGAGGUUCAGAAGGUCCAAAGCCCAGGCACCUCCUAGCUCAUCCUCUGACUCCACACUCAAGUCUUCCUCAGAUGAAGAAGAGAAAAUACCUCCCAGGUUGGAUAAAAACAGGUCUUCAUCAACAAGAAUGAAGUCAGGAACUCAAACUAAUGGAAAAUUAGAGGAGAUGAUUCAAUGCAAUGGUGGAGAAAUGUCUCUAGUGAAAAGACAAUCACCACAGUCAAAAGACAAUCACACUAUGGAAGCUUGUACUGACCAGACCCCAUAUAAAUAUGAUGAUAAAGCUGGAGUUGGCAUCAGUUUGGGUCAGAAAGAACACAGCCCCAAUGGACAAUCACCACAUAUAGAGAAAAGGACAAUUUGGGAGAAAAUCAUGUCUUCCAGUAUCAAAGAAACUGAGAUGUCACGCUACACACCAAAGACUCAAGAUUUGCCAAUGCAUUUUGCCUCCAGCGACAUCAAUCCCUUUGCUCACCAAUGGCAAGAAGAAGAGCCAAACCAAAGCUGCUACAAGAACCAGGUGUUUGGAAGUGCCGCCGACAUUUCUUGUAAAUCACCGCUGCUGGAUUCCACUACCAAACAUAUCACUAGAUGCUGCAGUGUCGACAAUGGUUUAAACGUGCAGAGCUCUCCUUUCAACUCCCACCUGAGCACUUACGCCAACAACAAGGGACUCUCCAGCACCCCGAGCAGCAUGGAGGAAGAUUUCAAAGAUCAAACGUCCCUCAAAGUCCAUCUGAAAGAACUACUAACUAAAGUCUCCGGUGUUGACGAUCACAAUCAAGUGACUCUGACUAUGAGCUGUAACUCAUCUUCUUGCUACAAUGUAUCUGGAGAUCUUGGUAACAGCACUGGCCAGGUGGAGGAGAUCAUGUUGGUUUAUGACUCUUCAGAGCGGGCGUUUCAGGGUAACGGGUUUCAGAGGUCUGAAACAAACACCAGAUGUGACCAGAGCACCCAGACAACCUUCACUCAAGAAACCACGACUCAGACAACGAUCAACCAUGGUGAUCUACAGAGGAGAAACAACCGUCACAGAAAGAGCAGCACUCAAGUACCAGUGUUGCAGAAGACCACAGAGGCCUGUAGAGAGACCACCACAUGGGCCAGCCUUCAGAACAUGUCUGAGUAUCUCUCACAGCUGAUAGUAAACACGUCUGAUCUUCUGGGGAAUGUUCAGGGUAUGAGGUCUGGCGAAAACCUCAAACAAAGCCUGAUAAGAAAUGUUAAAUCUUCAUCUCAUCUGUACUCCUCCACAGAUUGGAUGAAGAGAGACUGCUCAACCAAAACUGCAGUAGAUAUUGGGAUCCAGACCGAAAAGAUUUUAACACCCGUUCAAGACAAAAUGUCUAUCCCCCAAACUCUGUCCACAGAGAGGUCCAAAGCCCAUGAAGUUAAUGUGAUAGUCAAAGUGAUUGGCUCAGAAGUUCUCACUGUGUCACGAGACAAAGGGCUUCCUCUUCAACAUCAACUCAAGAAAAACCUGGAUGAUAAUAUUCAGAGCAUGCCUGACCUGCGACUCAAUGGCUCCACUGUUAACCAAAGAUCUAUCUUGGAACCAGAGAGUCUCCCACACAAAGUCCCUUCCCUGGAGACUGUCCAACGCCACAAUCAUUCAAAUCCUGCCAUUUGUCAUAUAAGCAAUGAGGACUGCAAUCCUGAAAGAGUGUCCUCCUCCAAAAGCUUGGGAGUAUCUGAAGUCUGCCAUCAUUUGUCAGAAAUACUCAGACCAGAAUGCCAUAAUAUCUUGAGAAGGAGUGACCCUGCAAUAGGCUAUAGAAAACAAGUGAGCUUCACAGACCGUGCAUGCUCACCCAUUCUCACUGUGAGUCCCAGGGCUGGUUCCAACCAGAGCAGAAUAAAGUAUUUACAGAGUCCCAAAGAAGAACAGAAGUUUGAGACGCAAAAUAGAAGUAAGCACCACAUUUCGAACCAGUCAGCACUUUGUUUAAGUUACAGCGGACACAAAACAUGCAUGUCUUUCAUAAAGAAUGAUAAUAUAUCAGGACAUGACUCCCUUCAUCUGUGUGAGAAGCCAGGUGACAACUCCACCACAAAAUCAAUGGGAUUGAUAUUCCUCGAGAAUGUGAGUGCCCUCAGCCAGUCAAGACCAAAAGGGUCUGAUGGAUGCUCAGAAAGUCUUAGUUCGUCCAUCGACAAUUACAUCCACAAUGAAACCAGCAUUGUCAUCCAGGACGAAGAAAAGGAAAUGAGCAUAUGGCACAAAACCAGGCAACGUCCAAUAUGGUCCCUUCCUUCUGUUCUAAGCAGUAACCGAGUCGCUAUGCAGAACCACACCUCUCUCGUCUUUAGUCAGACUAGUGAGUCCAAACAGGAGGAGAAAUCCUUCUCUACUUUUGGAGAUCAACUAAGCUACAGAAGACAUUCAAUAGAUUACCACAACAGUAGAUCAUCAGAGCGUCCAGUGGAGCAAUUCACUGGUGUUUAUGAACAUUCCCCUAUCAGUGACAGCACCAUCCAUGUUCAGGAGGAUGACAUGGUGGUGUUGGGCCCAAGCGAGUGCAACACAGACAUUCUAGUGAACACCAACCCAGUCACCCACACUCCCAACUUCCAACACUCCCCACAUCAGCUAGAUCACCAGCGGCUCCCUGAGGACCUACCUGUGCACAACAAGUUCACCAACUGGUCUGGUAUCAGUCAGCAUCCCUCUGAGAUAGGACGGACUAAUAGUUUAAUGAAACCAGCCGCGUAUCUACCUACUGGUCAUGAAGCACAGAGGAACCAGCCAGAGUGGGCUGAGCUGGAGAGCCAGGAGUCAGAGUCCAGCUUGAGUCCAGAGCCCAUGUUCCAUAAGGACAAGAAGACAAGAGAGAUAGAGAGGCUCCGUAAAGAGCGCGAGCAGGUCAUGGCUACGGUCCAACUGAACAUGAACCCUCAUCCUCUGACCGUGGAGCUGACUGAAGCCAAGCUGCACUACGGUCUGGGAGAGAUGGACACGUUGUUAAAGAUGCUGACAUCUGGUGGAACCAAGGAGGAGGAACCGUCCCCUGUCCCUACCAAACAGCAGCUCUAUGACCAGCACCGGAGGAGCAUUGAGAGUUUGAGAAAGGACAGGGAAGCUCAGCUUCAGACCUGCCGUAGGACUCGCAGCCUCAGCCCUAGCAAGCACCACUUCACUCGUUCCCCUCCUCAACCCAGAUCCACUCCUCAAAAAGACCCCAGAGUUUCAGCCCUGCCCAGUUGCUACAGAGGCUACCUUCAACAGCUCCGUCAGGAGGUAGUGAGGAGCAGUAUGAUUCCAGAUCCACCCAGAGGAGAGGGUGAAUAUCCCCCUGAGAUAGAGCAUCUUCUGCGUGACUACGGCCGUGCCCGUGAGGAGGCCAUGACAGAGAUAUCCCGUGCACGGGAACGGCUCCGCGAGAAGACAGAGCAGGAGAAAAGACGGCUCCAGCAACAGACUCUGUCUCAGAUGGUCAAUGAUGACUUGCGGUAUCGGACCAGAGUCAGCAGCAGUACACUGUACACUGGGUUGAGUCUGAGCCUAUCCUCUGGACCAACCUCUGGCUACAACAGUGGCAACACAGCUCAGCUGAGGGACGGCAGUAGACCCCCACUGACACAGGAGGUCACUGAGGUCCUGGGUGAUGGGCUGAAGGUCAGGUCUCGCCCUCCCAUCUGUGGUUCUCAGAGUGUGAAGACCCAGAGUGCCUGGCUCUCUGCCCAGGAUGUAUGUCUGGAGCCUGGUGUGUCAGGGUAUGACCCUCUGAUGUCAUCCUCACCGUCAUCUCCUACGAAUCUACGACAGCGCACCUCCUCUUUUGGCUCCGCCUCGUCCAUAUCAACAGCCUAUCAGGACUUCACUUCCUGUCUGCUUGGUCGAGCUAUGGCUGAGGUGCGCUUGGCUGCUGCUAGUGACAUGGGGAACCUAGUGAUGGGGAAAGCUGCAGCUGGUUGGAGGUACCAGGGCGUGGAGCGAGGUGUCCAGGCCUUCUACAAGCCCUCCUCCAGCCCAUCUGUGCACUGUUUCCUUGGGGCGGUGGAGCUGGAGAGGCCCCUGGCCAGCCUGUGGAGCAUGGUCCGAGACCACUCCAAGACCCACCUGUACCAUGAGGCUAUCCGGUCUGCCUGGACACGACCACUAGAUGACAGCACUCAGUUGGUCUACCUGCUGACAGACCCAUCCAGCUGCCACCUCAAACAGCCCAGAGACUUCUGCUGCAUCAGCACCAGUCACAACAGGAUGAGCUGUGUGUGCUGGCCAUGCAGUCAGUCUUCGAGGAGUCUCUUCCUCGGCCCAGUGUAGAGGCUGUCCGAGGGGAGAUGUUGCCUAGCGCCUGGGUCCUUCAGCCAAUCACACGUCACAUCCGAGAGGUCGUCAGAGUCAUCUACCUACUGCAGGUGGACCUGGGCACUCCAUCCCUUCCUCAGAGACUGUUGGGAUCAGUGGCUCGGAGACAGGCGUCCGUCCUGGCUGAGCUCGACUCCCGUUUCUCUUUGUGAGACUGACUGCAUGGUCAGGGUCGUGUUCAUUAGGCACCAAAAGGAAGAAAACAGACUGAAACAUGGAGGGACUAACUGGAUUUUACCAAUAAGAAAUGCACAUUUUCUUUUUCCGUUGCAAAACAUGUUGCUACAAUGUGCCCCAAUGAACACGACCCAGAUCAGCUGUCCAAUUAGAACACAGAUUUCGUCUCUCAUUGCAAAACGUUUUGCUAUGGUGUGCCCUAAAUGCAAAGAGCAUAUUUUAUUUUCCUGUAUAAACUUGACAUUUAGUCUGUACAUACUCAAAGCUUGUCGCUUCUUCCUUCCAGUAUUAGUUUGGCUUUGUAAAUAUUAUGUAUAUUAAUUGUAAAAUUGAAUGUUAUCCUGUUCCUGAGUAGGCCUAUAGCCAAAGUUCCCUCAACUAAAAAUGUGUCACUGAGCAAAUUUACGGUCUGCUGAGCAUAAACUUGAACAUUGUGAAAAUUCUGUGAAACCAGCGC